AUAAGCGCAAGGUGUGAGGACCACACAAACGAGAAAUACUCAACCAAAAACACUCCAGCAGCGAGGGUUGGCGCUGGUAAUUGGUAAUUCCAGCCAUUCCAAUGGAGGAGCCUAAGCCUAAGGAUGCUGCCACCGUUUCCUAUUCGAAUGGGAACUCCGAUGAUACGGCGUCGGACCGCCCUGUUCGGGUCUAUGCUGAUGGGAUCUACGAUCUCUUCCACUUCGGCCACGCUCGCUCCCUUGAGCAAGCCAAGAGACUGUUCCCAAACACCUAUCUGCUUGUUGGAUGUUGCAGUGAUGAAAUCACCCACAAGUAUAAAGGCAAAACUGUUAUGACGGAGGAUGAACGCUAUGAAUCUCUUCGCCAUUGCAAGUGGGUAGAUGAAGUCAUUCCCGAUGCUCCUUGGGUGAUCACACAAGAAUAUCUUGACAAGCACAACAUUGACUUUGUGGCCCAUGAUGCUCUUCCUUAUGCAGAUGCUAGUGGAGCUGGGAACGAUGUUUAUGAGUUUGUUAAAUCUGCUGGGAGGUUCAAGGAAACAAAACGGACUGAUGGGAUUUCUACGUCGGACAUUAUAAUGAGGAUUGUAAAAGAUUAUAACCAGUAUGUGAUGCGUAACUUGGAUCGUGGGUAUUCAAGAAAAGAGCUUGGUGUCAGCUAUGUUAAGGAAAAGCGACUGAGGGUGAACAUGAGAUUGAAGAAACUACAAGAGAAAGUGAAGGAGCAACAAGAAAAAGUGGGGGAGAAGAUUCAAACUGUUGCAAUGCAUCGUAAUGAGUGGGUAGAAAAUGCUGAUCGCUGGGUUGCUGGAUUUCUUGAAAUGUUCGAAGAAGGUUGCCAUAAAAUGGGCACUGCCAUCAGGGAUCGAAUUCAAGAGCGGCUUAGGGGUCAGUUGUCUAGAGAAUCCAAAUAUCUACAAAAUGGUGACAAGGAUGUUGAUGAUGAUGAUGAUGAAGAAGAAUAUUAUGAUGAUGAUAAUUAUGAACAUUAUUAUGAUGAUGAAGAAGAGUGUUAUGGUGAUGAUGGGGAAGAUAAGAAAGAUGAGAAAGAAAAGAAGUAAAUGUGUUUUUCCAUGCUUGGCAAGGAAAAGCUUGCAGGUAGUAGAUAAAUUACAAUAUUACUUAGUGUGCCUUGCUACUCUUGGUCUCUUGUGAAGUGCCAUACAAUAGAUGAUGAAACGUCGCUUUGAAGCUUCUAAUUUCUUGUAAUUUUUAUUUUCCAUUUUAGCGUGGUUGAGAUUUCUGAGAACUUGUAAAUUAGUUCAUGAAAGUGCUGUUUCUGGAUGCCGAGAUUGGCCUUCUUCAAACUUGUGUUUUGUGAUUGGUUGUUAUUUAAGCAAUGUAAAGAGGCACAUGCACAUCUAUUCCCGGUA
Molecule: messenger RNA, 1373 nt
Organism: Corylus avellana
Lineage: Eukaryota; Viridiplantae; Streptophyta; Magnoliopsida; Fagales; Betulaceae
Product: choline-phosphate cytidylyltransferase 2
Biological process (GO): CDP-choline pathway
Molecular function (GO): phosphatidylcholine binding; choline-phosphate cytidylyltransferase activity
Source: RefSeq, a predicted model, not a curated record